Carassius auratus (goldfish) is the source of this 726-nucleotide messenger RNA. Its product is annotated as methylmalonyl-CoA mutase, mitochondrial-like. Gene Ontology annotation, molecular function: methylmalonyl-CoA mutase activity; cobalamin binding; metal ion binding. The record is from RefSeq and is a predicted model, not a curated record. Gene Ontology annotation, cellular component: cytoplasm; mitochondrion. Lineage: Eukaryota; Metazoa; Chordata; Actinopteri; Cypriniformes; Cyprinidae. The transcript is spliced from 8 exons. Bases 1 to 726 code for a protein of 241 amino acids.
AUGGUUGUUCAUUGUUCUCCUGAUGAUGGACUCAUGAACAUUAACAUCAGCCACUUUCUGUUCUCUUUGCGACUUGUUUAUUUCAUCACUGAGAUUGAGGAAAUGGUAGGAAUGGCUCACGCUGUGGCAGAGGGAAUUCCCAAACUGCACAUCGAGGAAUGUGCUGCUCGCAGACAAGCGCGUCUCACUGUAGGCUCCGAGGUCAUCAUGGGGGUCAACAAGUACCGCCUGGAGAAGGAAGAAACUGUCGACAUGCUCGCUAUCGACAGACUGAAAAGCUGCACAAGGUUAAGAGAACAUGAGAAGAUGAAUCUUUAUAAAGUCAGAGAGAGCAGGGAUGCAGAGGCGGCGAACAGGUGUUUGGCUGCGAUUGAACAGUGUGCACGUAGCAGAGAUGGAAACCUGCUGGAGCUCGCCGUGGAGGCUGUGAGAGCCCGUGGGUGCUCGGUGGGAGAGAUCACAGAUGCCAUGAAAUCUGUUUUCAGGGAGCACAAGGCCAGCACGAGCAUGGUGAGCGGAGCGUACCGCAGUGAAUUCAGCAAGCGUGAGGAGAUUACACCAUCGCAUAAGCACAACCUGAUUUUACCAACACACCAGGCAGCUGGACACAAGACCCUCGUGCCUGAACUCAUCAAAGAGCUGUGUAACCUCAGCCUGCCUGAUAUCACGGUGAUCUGCGGAUGGGUCAUACCGCCACAGUUUGCAGGUGUUUACCAGCCGGAGUGA